Nothobranchius furzeri (turquoise killifish) is the source of this 6607-nucleotide messenger RNA. It is a transcript of the gene eya3, whose product is annotated as EYA transcriptional coactivator and phosphatase 3. The record is from RefSeq and is a predicted model, not a curated record. Gene Ontology annotation, cellular component: nucleus. NCBI's taxonomy places the organism in Eukaryota, Metazoa, Chordata, Actinopteri, Cyprinodontiformes, Nothobranchiidae. Gene Ontology annotation, molecular function: protein tyrosine phosphatase activity. Gene Ontology annotation, biological process: multicellular organism development; positive regulation of DNA repair; negative regulation of extrinsic apoptotic signaling pathway in absence of ligand.
GUCUGUGAUCAGCUGUUUAACAAGUCAGCUGACCUGGAAUCGGUCAGAAACAAAGUCUGUAAAUCAGCUGUUUAACGAGUCAGCUGACCUGGAAUCGGUGAGAAACACAAAUAAAGUCUGUGAUCAGCUGUUUAACAAGUCAGCUGACCUGGAAUCGGUCAGAAAUAAAAUUUGUCUUUAAUCAUCAGUAUAAAAACGAUCACCUGGUUCCUGAGUCCACCUGCUGGUCUAAUAGAACCUCCUUUAGCAGAGGCACCUGGGCCUCUGAAUGUCCCACCAGUGUCUUGAUCGGGUUCUGGUCUGGACAUGACCUCUGACCCCAGGGAUGACGACCAGGGUGGAUGUAGGUUUCCUAAAAGUUGAUGACGUCUUUCCUCUGCUCUGACCCUUAAGCAGGUGACAUCACCUGGACAUCAGCUCCCUUCCCGCCAAGAGCACUUGCAAAUCCAGAACUCCGCGCAUGCGCGACAGUAUACGUAACGUAAACUUCCUGCCAGAUAGUGCUCCCUAACAACAGACAAAGCUGGGUGGAAUUCCGUGUUUUCCCGUUUAGGAGCGAUACAACAACUUCCUGCUGCUUCAAUGCAGGGUCCAGACGGGCGGUCCGGCUGCUGAACCUAGUUUGAGCUUGGUCAGGCUGCAGACAUGGACGACCCACACGAGCUGCCGGUGAAGAAGGCUCGGACUGAUGCCGACGGCCAGCAGGACAGAGGAACUAGUCACGUGGAUGAAGAGGAAACCUCAGCAGCUGGUUUGGGCCCAUCAGAACCUGACAGCACUCUCUCUGGACCCUCUACGGCCCGACUCCAGUCAGAUGAACGGGAGCAGCCUCACGGCGCUGGAGCAGCAGCAGACCCGGUGUGUGGCGAUGCAGUGACCUCAUACUGCAACACAGCAGCCGCCGACCCGGCAGCCACCACGGACUUCAGCCAGCAGGUUUAUCAGGACACCAGCCCCGCGGUGACGUCCUACUCCAGCCAAGGGUCCUUCCCCCCUCUGGUCCAGUCCACCGUCUACUCCAGCUUCCCUCAGAGUGGACAGACCUACGGCCUCCCGCCCUUCGGUGCUUUGUGGCCGGGCAUUAAGACCGAAGCAGGGCUGCCUGCGGCGCCCUCUGGUGGCCAGUCUGGGUUUCUGAGCUUCAGCACAGCGUUCACGCCCCCCCCGCCGGGCCAGCUGCACUACUCGUACCCGAGCCAAGCCUCGAGCUUCACCACGUCCAGCGUGUACUCCAACGUCCCGUCGGCAACUGCCGUCACCACGGCCUCCACGGCAGCCGGCCACCAGGAGUUCAGCAGCUACAGCUCUCUGGGUCAGAGUCCGUUCUCCCAGUUCUACACGCUUCCUCCCAGCUACGCUCCUGCCGGGCUGCCCAGCAGCGACGAGCCCGGUGCCGGUGUAGCCGGAUAUUCGGCUGUGAAGUCGGAAGAGGCAGCGUCAGCAGGGCUGCCGCCGCGAGAUGCGUUGCCACCGGAGAACCUGCCAGCAGGUGCGGCCCUUCCUACAGGUGCGGCCAGAGACCAGGACGAGCUGAGCCGCAGGAGCUCGGUGGGAAAAGCCAAAGGGAAGGCCAAAAAGUCGGACAGCUCGCUGCCUGCUGACAGCGACCUGGAGCGGAUUUUCCUGUGGGAUCUGGACGAGACCAUCAUCAUCUUCCAUUCGCUGCUCACCGGCACCUUCGCUCAGAAGUUUGGGAAGGACCCGACCACGGUGCUGAACCUCGGCCUGCAGAUGGAGGAGCUGAUCUUUGAGCUGGCAGACACUCAUCUGUUCUUCAACGACCUGGAGGAAUGUGAUCAGGUUCACAUAGAGGAUGUGGCGUCUGAUGACAACGGGCAGGACCUGAGCAACUACAACUUCCUGUCGGACGGGUUCAACGGUCCCGGCGCUGGAACAGCCUCCGGAUCCGCUGCGGGAGUCCAGGGAGGUGUCGAGUGGAUGCGCAAACUGGCCUUCCGCUACCGCCGGCUAAAAGAGAUUUACAGCGGCUACAAAGGGAACGUCGGCGGUCUUCUGAGUCCCAUGAAGAAAGAUCUGCUUUCACGUCUUCGCUCAGAAAUUGAGAACAUCACCGAUGCCUGGCUCACCACAGCGCUCAAGUCUCUGCUGCUCAUCCAGUCCAGAGGGAAGUGUGUGAACGUGUUGGUCACCACCACCCAGCUGGUACCAGCUCUGGCCAAAGUUCUGCUGUACGGCCUGGGAGACGUCUUCCCUGUGGAGAACAUCUACAGUGCCACUAAAAUAGGGAAGGAGAGUUGCUUUGAGCGCAUUGUCUCUCGCUUUGGGAAAAAGGUGACGUACGUGGUCAUCGGGGACGGUCGAGACGAGGAGUUUGCAGCCAAGCAGCACAACAUGCCCUUCUGGAGGAUUUCAGCACACGGAGACCUCGUGUCCCUCCACCAGGCCCUGGAACUGGAUUUCCUGUAAAACGGGGACCUUCUGGAUGUGAGACCUGAAUCUCAACUCGCCUUUCUGAACCACCUGUAAGGAGGCGGAGUCUGGGUAGAACACUCCUCUGGCAGCUAACUCACCGCCACUCUCACUGGAAUGAACUGGUCCAUUUGUCGCUUACUUAGACCAGAUUCCCACCACACCCUGCAGUACUCUGGACUCGUGUGUGUGCAUGCGUGCGUGUGUGUGUGUGUGUGUGUGUGUGUGUGUGUGUGCGUGCGUGCGUGCGUGCGUGCGUGUGUGUGUGUGUGUGUGUGUGUGCGUGUGUGUGUGUGUGUGUGUGUGUGUGUGAGUGAGAGAGAAACAGCUGAAGAUCAUUAAAACUCAAGACCCAAAGGUAGUCCUACACUUCCUGUCUCGUGUCUCAGUCCAAUCCAGGUGGACUCUCCCACCCAAUGGGGUGAGGAAAGAGGAGGUGGAGUUAAGUUCAGAUCCAGGAGUUAGAUGGUUCCAGAUCAGCAGGUCAGAUGAACCCUCCCAUAAUAGGAAUCUGGUCCAUGGGUCAGGAUUCUGUCAGAACCACAAAUGGAGCAUCAAUCCCUGGACAUGCGUGUGCUUCUGAGCUCGAUGAAGACUUCCAGCUCAAGCUGGAGCAUCAGGAACUUGUGACUAGUUAGUAAAGUGGUAGUAAAUAGUUAGUAGCUUGUUACUAACUGUUAGUGACUUGUAAUGAGUUAGUAACAAGUUGUUAGCAGAUUGUUACUAACUCCUUACUGUUGAGUUAACAAGGAGUUAGUAACUAGUAACAAGGUAGAAACCACUACUGAGUUAGUAGCUUGUUACCAAGGCUACGGUCACACUGCAGGCCUUGAUGCUCAGUUCUGAUUUUUGGAGUAAAUCUGAUUAUUUGUGGCCGUUCACACGGUGACUGAAACGCAACAUCAAACCCUCUCCAGCGUGAACGCUCCGCGGCCCCAAAGCGACCCACAUGAGCAGAAGACAGGAAGUCACUCAGUGGAGAAACCAGGAGCGGCGGGGUUGUGAUGUGAUCCUGAUCCUGUGGAUAAACUGUCAGUGAAACUUUCACACCUGUUCAUUCUUCCGUUUUGGGCUGGAAACCGUUUUUAAUCUGUAAACUAUUUUACUCCUUGUUCUCGCCGCCUCCCUGAAUUAUUAUUCACCGAAAACGUUCCGUGUUCAUUCAUUCACGGAGAAUCACCCUCUCACGGAGAACACCCCCCCCCCCCCAGAGACGGAGACCGGUGAGAUGCUUCCCUCCAGCAGCGCCUCCACCUCCCGUUCUCAGGGUCUCCUGUAUUUUGAUUCCCAAACCUAAAACAGGAAGGCCGGUCAGACUCCUGAACCCUUCUGUCGGUGCUUCUCCUCAGGAACGUCCACUCACCACGCUGACCUCCGCUGACUCAGUGACGUAGGAGACGGAUUUUAUGCAACAUGACCGUUCAGACCGCAGUCACUUUCAGAAACAUCAGAUAUGUGUCACAAUCACUUCUCCUUGUUCAAGUGACCCGGAUCGUAUUUAAAACAAUCGGAUCUGUGCGUCAUAAAACAUCAGAUAUGGCUGCAUUGGGGGGUAAAAGCUGAACUAAUGCCUGCAGUGUGAACGUAGCCCAACUCUUCACUAACGAGUUAGUAAUGAGUUAGAGUUGAGUUAGUAACUAGUACUAACGAGUUAGUACUAGUUACUAACUCCACAUUAACGAGUUAGUAACUAAUGAGUUAGAAACAAGUUAGUAACUAGUACUAAUGAGUUAGUAGCUCAUUACUAACUCCACACUAACAAGUUAGUGUGGAGUUAGUAAUGAGUUAGUAACUAGUACUAAUGAGUUAGUAACUAGUACAAACAAGUUAGUAGCUCAUUACUAACUCCACACUAACAAGUUAGUAAAUAGCACUGAGUUAGAAACAAGUUAGUAAUGAGUUAGUAACUAGUACUAAUGAGUUGGUAUCUCAGUACUGACUCCACACUAACAAGUUGGUAACUACUACUAAUGAGUUAAAAAGUUAGUAAUGAGUUAGUAACUAGUGCUAACGAGUUAGUAGCUCAGUACUAACUCCACACUAACAAGUUAGUAACUAGUAUUAAUUAGCUGGAUGCAAGUUUGUAAUGUUAGUGACUAGUACUAAAAAGUUAGUAGCUCAUUACUAACCACACUAACAAGUUGGUAACUACUACUAAUGAGUUAGAAACAAGUUAGUAAUGAGUUAGUAACUAGUACUAAUGAGUUGGUAUCUCAGUACUGACUCCACACUAACAAGUUGGUAACUACUACUAAUGAGUUAAAAAGUUAGUAAUGAGUUAGUAACUAGUGCUAACGAGUUAGUAGCUCAUUACUAACUCCACACUAACAAGUUAGUAACUAGUAUUAAUUAGCUGGAAGCAAGUUUGUAAUGUUAGUGACUAGUACUAAAAAGUUAGUAGCUCAUUACUAACCACACUAACAAGUUGGUAACUACUACUAAUGAGUUAGAAACAAGUUAGUAACUAGUGCUAAUGAGUUAGUAGCUUCGUACUAACUCCACACUAACGAGAUAGUAACUACUACCAAUUGGUUAGAAAUGAGUUAGUAAUGAGUAACUAGUGCUAAUGAGUUGGUAGCUCAGUACUAACUCCACACUAGAGUUAGUAACUAGUACUAAUUGGCUAGAAAGGAGUUAGUAACUAGUUCCAAUGAGUUAGUAGCUCAGUACUUACUCCACACUAACAAAUUAGUAACUAGUAUUAAUUAGUUAGAAGCAAGUUAGUAAUGUUAGUGACUAGUACUAAAAAGUUAGUAGCUCAUUACUUACUCCACACUAAGAAGUUAGUAACUACUACUGAGUUAGAAAAAGUUAGUAACUAGUACUAAUUAGUUAGAAGCACGUUAGUAAUGAGUUAGUAACUAGUACUAACAAGUUAGUAGCUUAUUACUAAUUCCACACAAACAAGUUAGUAACUAGUGCUAACGAGUUAGUAGCUCAGUACUAACUCCACACUAACGAGUUAGUUACUAGUACUAAUUAGUUAGAAAGGAGUUAGUAAUGAGUCAUCAACUAGUGCUAACAAGUUAGUAGCUCAGUACUAACUCCACACUAAUGAGUUAGUAACUAGUACUAAUUAGUUAGUAGCUUAUUACUAAUUCCACACUAACAAGUUGGUAACUACUAAUGAGUUAGAAACAAGUUAGUAACUAGUGCUAACGAGUUAGUAGCUCAGUACUAACUACACACUAACUAGUUAGUUACUAGUACUAAUUAGUUAGAAAGGAGUUAGUACUGAGUCAGUAACUAGUGCUAACAAGUUAGUAGCUCAGUCAUAACUCCACACUAACGAGUUAGUUACUAGUACUAAUUAGUUAGAAUCAAGUUAGUAAAGAAUUGAUAACUCAUUUGUGAAGAAUUGCCAUUAAGUAGGUAGUAGCUAGUUGGUAACAAACUCAUUAGUGACGAGUUAGUUGUAUUUAUUCUGUGCCUUCAACUGCGUCUGAGUGACUCAUUUCCUGUAUCCUUGUUUCAGCCCAUGUCCUAACCCUAACUCCGAUCGGAAUCCCACGCGUCAUUCCUGGUCGGAGAUGCUCUCCGCUGCUAAAAGCCCAAACAUGGUUCUGGUGACUGUUGCUGAAGGAGUCGGGUUUAGUUACCGGGAUGCUUUUCAGAUGACAAUCAGAAUGUGGAGCUUGGGUCAGAGGUCAAACGCUGCAGAAAUGUCAGAUGACACAAGCUGCUUUGUCUCCAGAAUCCCAGUUUGGGCACCGGGCCGGUCUGGCUGACGGGUGAACGGUUCUAAUGCUUUAACCCGACCCACAGUGGUUCUCUCAGGUCCUGUGUUGGUGCCAGACUUGUGUGCUGACCUGAUGGGUUCUGGUCCCGAUUGAACUUGUUUACUUUGAUGUUCUGUUUGAAUGUGAAACAUGAUCAGAAUAACUAAUGUUGUAUCAUGUAAAACACGUUAAAAAGGUUUCAGUUUCUCUUUCAUCUUUAAAGAUCAGUCUGGUUUCUAAGCUGCUCACGGGUCUGAGAACUGCCGACGGGACUUUCCACACAUACGGAAGCACUUCACGGAAAAAUGUGGAAACAAACUUUGGAACAGUUAGGAGGCUGGAAACCUGGCGACAGGGUCGUGUGUUUCAUUUACGGACUUGUAGAUUGUCACACACACACACACACACACACACCAGUCAGCCUCCCAUCUGAACUGAGAAUAAAAGUUGUUUCUGUA